AUGCGCUUCGUUAAUCUCCCUAGUGAAGUCCUUCUUCACAUCACCGACUUCUUGGAAUAUUCUUGGAAUGUCAGCGCCCUCUCCCAGACGAACUGCUACCUAUAUACCGCAUUGAAUCACUAUAUGUACCAACACAACGUCCGCCACUUUGAUAGCUCACUGUUUGCGUGGGCAAUGGAAAAUGGAUCCGAGAUUGUCGCACGAAAGAUGCUAGAUGCAGGCGCUUCUCCGACAAAAGAAUGCACGUGGGAUCAUUUUGAUUUGAUUAACGCUGCAGCUGCAGAGGGUCAUACUGAAAUUGUUCGCUUAUUUCUGGAGAGAGACCUACUACCUGUUGAUCGUCGCCGCAACCUACUGAUGACGGCGGCAAUUUUUGGCAGUGAUUCCGUUGUACACCUCCUUCUCAAUCAUGGUGUGUCGAUAACCUCUAACACAGCUAAAGAGCUGCUUUGUGAAAGGCAGGCAUGUGGCCUCGGUGUGACGAAAAUACUGGUGGAUAAGCUGUGGGACGAGUAUCCAAGAAAUGAAACAAUCGAUGUGCUAUCGUGGGAAUUGGAACAAAGGGUGGAGGCUGGAUCCGGCUGCUUGGAAACAAUUCAAUACCUGCUCCAGCUUGGGAUCAGCCCGAAUGCAACUAGUCCCGACAAGCCUGGUCCGCUUUCCCUGGCCGCCGAGCGUGGUCACCUUGACAUCGUGCGCUGCUUGGUUGACUCUGGAGCGGAUACAGGACGAGCAUUAGAAACUUCGCGGCGUAACCCAAUCUACAAAGCAAUUAGCGGAAAGCACAUCGACGUCGCUAGAUUUCUAUUCCAACGCUCAGGACUCGACGCGCUCACGCCCAAGACUGAAGGGGAGGCAGCCUUGCUUUUGUGGGUUGCUGCCGCUUUAGGCUCUGUAUCUCAUUUCUGGCGGGCCGUGCAAAUCGAAUUACCAAGGCAGGAGCGCCUGUUACAUCUUAUGUACCAUCAUUACGAUUUACCCGCGCCCCUGGAAGUGGCAGCAAGAAUGGGGCAUGGGACGAUGGUUGGCCUAUUGUUGGAGUUCCUUCAGUUCAACGGAGGAAAAUACAUGAAUAUGAGACAGCAGGAACAUGCACUUUUUGCAGCGAUUAGUGAAGGGCAUGAGCCGAUUGUCAAACUAUUGCUUGACCACGGUGCUGAUCCCAACGUCAUGGAUUCUUCAAAUUCGACACCGCUGUCAGUCGCCAUCGAGCAUGAGGAUAUAUUCAGGUUGCUUCUUGAGCGAUGGGCCGAUGCCACCAGGACCCCAGUUUCUGAGAAUGAGAAUUUUUUUGCUGUCAAUAUAACGGCAGUUUUGGUCCGACUAGGAAAGACAACGUUUAUCGAUCACGUAUUGUCGUCUCCUGAAGAUUCUCAGGCUCAUGUUCUUCCGCUCGAUAACUUCCAUCUCCUCAACCGGGCACUCAUUGGAGGGCCGGCGAUGCUUAAAUACCUAGUCUCCAAGGGGUUACUGCAACUCCCGUUUGACGAGCAUGACAGACAACGUGCUGUCAACUAUACGCUCGAUAAUUACCUGCCAGGAUCUCUUAAUCUCCUCUUGGACGCGGGCUUCACCUUACCCCCUGGCGUGGCUCGGGACGCACUAAAGCUGGCCCCAAGCAACGACAAGAAUGCCCUGGAAACAAUCGAUGUGCUGUUGAAAUAUGGCGUGGAUAUAAACAGCCGCUCUCCUGAUGGAUCCACGGUCCUUGGGUACUGGCUUCAAAAACCAGUCAGAGAUGCCGUAUUCCUCGUAAGCAGAGGCGCAGAUCCGCUACUCGUGGACCGUGAUGAGCUGCUGCUAGCUACCGCAGCACGCGCGCUACCAGUGCAGGACUUGAAACCCGUGUUGCAGUCAAUAGAUGUCCGUUCUGUGCCGCGCGAUGAAUUGCGCCAGAAGAUUGCUAGAUCUCUAUUCGUUGCGGAGGGAGCUCAGAAGUGGGAUCAUGUCAAAGUACUUGAGCGCUUCCAGGUUGAGAAUAACCUAUUGGCGAGCUAA
Aspergillus chevalieri is the source of this 1998-nucleotide messenger RNA. Its product is annotated as ankyrin repeat domain-containing protein. The transcript has a single exon. The record is from RefSeq and is a predicted model, not a curated record. NCBI's taxonomy places the organism in Eukaryota, Fungi, Ascomycota, Eurotiomycetes, Eurotiales, Aspergillaceae. The coding region runs from base 1 to 1998 and encodes 665 amino acids. Gene Ontology annotation, molecular function: protein binding.